AAUCAUUUUGUCAGUCGCCAUCUGGCAAAAUAAAAAGAAGUGUUCUUCAAAAUAUCCCAUCGUUUCGUCUCUCUCACCAAUCUCAAUCUAGAAUCAUAUAUAAAGGACCAAAUACAGUUGAACCCUUUGCGUAUAACGUGCUUUCCAUUACUACUUUUCUAUCUUUUCUUAUAAUUCAACUCAACUUUCUCCUCCUUCCGUGUUCAAUUUAUAAUCUCGAACUCUCCAGAACAAAUCCACCCCCCAAGAUUCAAUUUUUAGAUCGACCCAGAUCACUUUCACUGUUCAUCAUCUCAAUUUCAUCUUUUUACGCCACAAUAUCCGGUUUAAGAAGUUGAUUUGAAGAUUAACUGCUGCUGAAGUGUGUUGUUUGACUGGCCAAAUUAAUUGGCCAAUAUGGUGUUUGAUAUGGGAUUAAUGUUUGAGAAGAUGGGAAGCAGUACAUUGGCUACCUCUGAGUACUCUUCUGUUGUGUCUAUGAACUUGUUUGUGGCUCUUCUUUGUGGAUGUAUUGUGCUUGGUCAUCUUUUGGAGGAGAAUCGAUGGAUGAACGAGUCGAUUACCGCUCUUCUUAUCGGACUCUGCACAGGAGUUGUUAUUUUGUUAAUUAGUGGAGGCACAAGUUCACAUCUUCUAGUGUUCAGUGAAGAUCUUUUCUUCAUUUAUCUUCUUCCACCAAUCAUCUUCAAUGCUGGGUUCCAGGUUAAGAAGAAACAAUUUUUUCGCAAUUUCAUGACCAUUGUUCUAUUCGGUGCCAUUGGUACCAUGAUUUCUUUCACCAUCAUAUCAUUUGCUGCUAUAAAGAUUUUCAAAAAGAUGAAUAUCGGGGAACUUGAGCUGGGAGACUAUCUUGCAAUUGGUGCGAUCUUCUCUGCAACCGAUUCUGUUUGCACUUUGCAGGUGCUCAAUCAAGAUCAGACCCCUUUGUUGUACAGUCUGGUGUUUGGAGAAGGAGUUGUGAACGAUGCCACAUCAGUUGUCAUAUUCAAUGCGGUUCAAAACUUCGAUUUAUCUCAGAUCACAACCGCUGUUGCUUUUCAGUUGCUCGGGAAUUUCUUCUAUUUAUUUAUCACAAGCACACUUCUAGGAGCAGGAGCUGGCCUACUAAGUGCAUAUAUCAUAAAGAAGUUAUACUUUGGAAGGCAUUCAACGGAUCGAGAAGUUGCUAUCAUGAUACUCAUGGCUUAUCUUUCUUACAUGCUAGCUGAGUUAUUCUCUUUGAGUGGCAUUCUCACAGUGUUCUUCUGUGGAAUUGUUAUGUCCCAUUACACUUGGCAUAAUGUCACCGAGAAAUCCAGAGUAACAACCAAGCACGCGUUUGCAACGUUUUCGUUUAUUGCAGAGUUGUUUAUCUUCCUUUACGUCGGUAUGGAUGCUUUAGAUAUUGAAAAAUGGAGCUUUGUGAAAGACAGCCCGGGGACAUCAGUUGAAGUGAGUGCAAUUCUAUUGGGCUUGGUAUUGGUUGGAAGAGCAGCCUUUGUCUUCCCCUUGUCGUUUUUAUCCAAUUUAACCAAAAAGGCCCAACACGAGAAGAUCGAUUUUAGGCAGCAAGUUUUAAUAUGGUGGGCUGGUCUUAUGAGAGGUGCAGUGUCUAUGGCUCUUGCUUAUAACCAGUUUACCAAGGAAGGUCACACAACAAUGCCUGGGAAUGCAAUCAUGAUUACAAGCACCAUCACCGUUGUCCUGUUCAGCACAAUGGUAUUUGGUCUAAUCACGCAGCCUCUCGUGAGACUCUUGCUACCCGUACCCAAACAUUUGAGCCGGAUGAUUUCUUCUGAACCAUCGUCCCCUAAAUCAUUCAUCGUACCUCUUCUAGGAAACGGUCAGGAUUCAAUAGACAACAUGCCCCGUCCUUCCAGUCUACGAAUGCUUCUUUCAACGCCAACUCACACCGUCCAUUAUUAUUGGAGAAAAUUCGAUAACGCCUUUAUGCGUCCUGUUUUUGGUGGUCGGGGUUUUGUGCCCUUCAUCCCUGGUUCACCGACUGAACAAAGUCUUCAUCAAAGUGCGCAUCAUCUCGUUGAUGAAGAAACCACCGGAAACUAGAUCCAAACGAGGACUGUUUGUUUUGUUAAUAGAUCAGAUGAGGAAGCUCUCUGUUUGAAAUGAUGGUAUUGUAUGUGUGGUUGCACAAUAGAACAGGUUUGUUGCUUUGUGUUGAGUUUUGGUUUAAGGUGGUGAGUUUAUGACUUGUGGGAGUGUAGAUUAUGCCUGUGUAUAAUUUGUGUAUGUUGUAUGUUUUUCAAAAAUUUUAAAGUUUAUUAUAAAUGUUAUUCAGUUUUUUUUUUUU
Helianthus annuus (common sunflower) is the source of this 2290-nucleotide messenger RNA. RefSeq names its product sodium/hydrogen exchanger 2. Gene Ontology annotation, biological process: regulation of pH; proton transmembrane transport; sodium ion transport. Lineage: Eukaryota; Viridiplantae; Streptophyta; Magnoliopsida; Asterales; Asteraceae. The transcript has 15 exons. The coding region runs from base 397 to 2046 and encodes 549 amino acids. Gene Ontology annotation, cellular component: membrane. Gene Ontology annotation, molecular function: sodium:proton antiporter activity. The record is from RefSeq and is a predicted model, not a curated record.